AGCAAGGGGAGUUAAGAGAGAGAGAGUGGCUGGGAUCCGUUGAGCUUAUUCUUUUUAUAUUCAUAUGAACUGAGAGUUUUUCUGAACUGUGACUAAGUUGCUAACUUGAGGGAUCCGUUGAAGAAAUCCGAGAGAACGAGAAAUGGGUGGGACUUCAUUGGCGGGCUUGCAAGAGCACAUCAAAUUGGCGAGAGACUACGCUCUUGAAGGACUCUAUGAUACCUCCAUCAUCUUCUUCGAUGGGGCAGUUGCACAGAUCAACAAGCACCUAAGCACCGUUGAUGACCCUUUAGUUCGUACAAAAUGGAUGAAUGCUAAGAAAGCCAUUACUGAAGAAACGGAAGUUGUAAAGCAACUAGAUGCAGAGAGGAGGGCUUUUAAAGAAACCAACACUGGUAGACGGCCUCGUUCACCUCCGAUAUCUACUAAAUCAUCAUUCGUUUUUCAACCAUUAGAUGAAUAUCCAACUUCAUCAAGUGGUCCCAUGGAUGAUCCUGAUGUCUGGAGGCCACCCAGUCGAGACAAUACAACUAGAAGACCCACAAGGUCUGGUCAAGUGGGCACUCGGAAGUCACCACAAGAUGGGAGUUGGGCUCGAGGUUCUACAAGAACAGGUACCACUGGGCGUGGGGCAAAGAGUGGUGCUACAGCCAAGGUUAACUCAGGAGCUCGGGCAUCAACUACAGGAAAGAAAGGCACUGGUUCUGGAAAGUCUAGCAAGGCAGAUUCAGUUAAUGGUGAUGCUGAAGAUGGUAAAUCAAAGAAAGGACAAUAUGAAGGUCCUGAUCCAGACUUGGCUGAGAUGCUUGAAAGGGAUGUGUUGGAAACAGCUCCUGGGGUGAGAUGGGAUGAUGUUGCAGGGCUAACUGAGGCCAAAAGACUUCUAGAAGAAGCUGUUGUUCUUCCCUUGUGGAUGCCUGAAUACUUCCAGGGAAUUAGGAGACCAUGGAAAGGUGUUCUUAUGUUUGGUCCACCAGGAACCGGGAAGACACUGUUAGCUAAAGCUGUUGCUACUGAAUGCGGGACCACUUUCUUCAAUGUUUCCUCUGCUACUUUAGCUUCGAAAUGGCGUGGGGAAAGUGAACGGAUGGUGCGAUGUUUGUUUGAUCUUGCAAGAGCCUAUGCACCCAGUACGAUUUUCAUUGAUGAGAUUGAUUCUCUAUGCAAUGCUCGUGGGGCAUCUGGGGAGCAUGAAUCAUCUAGAAGAGUAAAAUCUGAACUUCUAGUUCAGGUUGAUGGUGUAAAUAAUAGCUCCACAAAUGAGGAUGGGACCCGAAAAAUAGUAAUGGUUUUGGCUGCCACUAAUUUCCCAUGGGACAUAGAUGAAGCGCUAAGGAGGAGACUGGAAAAGCGUAUAUAUAUCCCUCUUCCAAAUUUUGAGAGCCGUAAAGAGCUAAUCCGAAUCAAUUUGAAGACUGUAGAGGUGGCCCCGGAUGUAAAUAUAGAUGAAGUGGCUCGCAGAACAGAGGGCUACAGUGGGGAUGAUCUGACGAAUGUCUGUCGCGAUGCUUCGUUGAAUGGUAUGAGGCGUAAGAUAGCAGGAAAGACUCGUGACGAGAUAAAGAACAUGUCAAAAGAUGAGAUUUCGAAGGAUCCAGUUGCCAUGUGUGAUUUUGAAGAAGCUUUAGCUAAGGUGCAACGAAGUGUUUCACAGGCUGACAUUGAACGUCAUGAGAAGUGGUUUGCUGAAUUUGGAUCUGCAUAAUUAGAUUGCGUGACACCAAUUCUAUUAGUUCUUUGGCCGUGUGGUGGUUUGUCUUUAUUAAUAUGUUCAUUUGUAAUUUUCUAGUCCAAGAGAAGGUCUUCUGUUGUAUCUGUAACAACCAUUAACAUAAUCCCAUAUGCUUUAAAUCGUUACUUCUCUUCUUA
Messenger RNA from Neltuma alba, 1869 nucleotides. RefSeq names its product katanin p60 ATPase-containing subunit A1. Bases 143 to 1705 code for a protein of 520 amino acids. Gene Ontology annotation, cellular component: microtubule cytoskeleton. Gene Ontology annotation, biological process: microtubule severing. Lineage: Eukaryota; Viridiplantae; Streptophyta; Magnoliopsida; Fabales; Fabaceae. Gene Ontology annotation, molecular function: microtubule severing ATPase activity; ATP binding; microtubule binding. The transcript has 7 exons. The record is from RefSeq and is a predicted model, not a curated record.